AUGGGCACUCUUAUUUUGCGUUGUUUCCUCCUAAAUCUGGUAUACUGUUUGUUUGAAAACCUAGCCCUAUAUAAUCUAUGCGCUUUUGCUCAAAAUGGACUAGUCAUACCUUUUCUUGAUAACCAUCCAACCUCAAACGCUAACUGCGAGCAUGCUGUACGGGAAAUUCAAUACCAAAUAGUGCAAAAUGGGAAAUCAGAGAGAGAAAAAUCACCAGACAACUCUUUAUUUCUAAGCAAUAAAACAUCUGCAAACCACCAGUUUUUUGGGACUGAUGAAGACGGGAGAAUUGUGUCUGCAUACAUUCCACAAUGUCGUGUAGACCGACCAGAUUUAUAUGUUGCUCGACAAUGUAAUGAAUAUGACUGCUUUUGUGUCAAUGUAACCACUGGAGAAACACUAUUGGGUACACGUGCCAGCCCUGUUGAGGUUGGAGAUUGUUCUACAGCUGUUUAUUCAGUCUUACUUGCUUUACACCUGCGAAGUAUCCUACCGACUUCCGUUGUUGGUGAGCCGCGUCAACAAAGUUCAUCUGAGACUGGUAAUGUUGAUAGUAUGGUAUGGGAUUCCGAUGCCUCCUUAAAGUCACAUAUAAAAAAUAGCAUAGAAAGAAUUUUACGUUCAGCUGUUGGAUUUCAACAAGUAACAAAGGUUACGCGCAUAUCCGCCACUCCAGAUAUCCAAAAUUUGCAUAACAAUUCGGAAUUCGCAUACUAUCAAGUGCAGCUGACCUCUACUGGUCACAGCUCUUUGCAAGCACCUCAAGAUCUUUUGGAAAAUCGCCUUCACGAAGGGUUUUUAUCAGACGUCGGUGCUGUUGAUCCACGUAUAAGCCAUGUAAAAGUUUUAGAACCUAAAAUUCCAGACCCAGCACCUUUAGCAUCUCAUGAAUCUGAAGAUUUAUUAUCAGACAAACAAAAUAAUUUUGAUUUUUCUGAAAAUGAAAUGCCUCAACAACAACACCAACAGUCUAAAUCUUCAAUACCAUCAGUUGGGCAUAAAAUGGUUGCAGUGAGAAGUUCAGAAAUAGGCGAAAAUUCCUAUCUUGGUUCACACGAAGCAUCAAGUUUAGAAUCUUUAGGUCCUAAGUCAUCAUCAUCCUCUGAAAACGUUGCGCAUAAACUUGGACCUUUUGAACUGAAUGUUUUAAGCGGCAGUGUACCAGCUGUACGUCAAACAUCAAUACAUAGUAGAUCACUUCAUCAUUCGUGGAAUUCAGGGACAUCAACAUCAAAGAUUUUAAGUCAACCUGGUGUAAUAGCUGGUAUCGUUGGAAGUGUAGUACUUGUCUUACUAUUGCUAAUUUUACUUAUUCUAUUCUGUAUUUAUCGUUUACGUAAAAAAGAUGAAGGAUCUUAUGCUUUGGAUGAACCGAAAAAAUUACCUACCGUUGAUACUUAUACAAGAGCACCAACAAGAGAAUUUUAUGCUUAA
This is a messenger RNA of Schistosoma rodhaini, 1434 nucleotides long. The record is from the annotation of a GenBank genome assembly. NCBI's taxonomy places the organism in Eukaryota, Metazoa, Platyhelminthes, Trematoda, Strigeidida, Schistosomatidae.